CUGAGUAUACAAAACCUUAAGAACACCUGCUUUUUUCAUGACAUAGACUGACUAGGUGAAUCCAGGUGAAAGCUAUGAUACCUUACUGAUGUCACUUGUUAAAUCCACUUCAAUCAGUGUAGAUGAAGGGGAGGAGACAGGUUAAAGAAGGAUUUUUAACGUGCAACUCAAAAUUAGGAAUGUGUUCCUAAUGUUUGGUAUAGUCCGUGUUUAAAGACACCACACAAUCCCACUUUAAGGAAUUUUCAAGGAGGAGAACCAUACUAGUGUGCCAUACUUGUGGUGCACCAUUGACUGUUUAAGGAAGUAGUUCUGGUUUAAUCUGGCUAUAAGACUAAACCUCCUAUGUAAGAUACUUAGACCUAUUCAUAGCCACUCGAUCUGUAUCACUGCUCGUGCUGUAACAACAUUCAAAGCAACACAGUUCAAGAAGAAUAGCCAGACUCGCUAAGCUCGGGAUUUACUAGGCUAAGUUGUCUGGUUUGGGGUAGUCAAACUGUUGAUAAGAUGUGGAAAGAGUUGAAGAAAAACCAGCUAGUCAAGUACGGCGCUGUGACCACAGUGACAACCAUCAAAUCACUGAAGCAUGACUGACCGUGGCUAUGUUUUACUGCGAAAGUGGAUCGCCGGUGGGAUAUGCCGCAGCCGUGCCAAACUGCAUGGAAGGACUGUGGUGAUCACUGGUGCCAACACUGGCAUCGGCAAGGAGACAGCCUGGGAUAUGGCCAUGAGAGGAGCUCGGGUGAUCAUGGCUUGCCGAGAUCUCACCAGGGGAGAAGCAGCUGCAGCAGAGAUCCGCAGUUCCACAGGAAAUACUAACGUGGUGGUGCAACAACUAGACCUGGCCUCCCUCGGUUCAGUACGUCAGUUUGCUCAGGAAUUCAUUGCCACAGAGACCCGUCUGGACAUACUUAUCAACAACGCAGGUAUAAUGCUGUGUCCCAAAAGCCUCACAGUGGAAGGUUUUGAGAGUCAAUUUGCCGUCAAUCACCUAGGUCACUUCCUAUUGACCAAUCUGCUCCUGGACAUGCUGAAAGCCUCCACCCCCAGCCGCGUCAUCAAUGUGUCUAGCAUCGCUCAUCAAGGCGGGAAAAUCCACUUUGAAGACCUUAAUUUUGAUAAGAAAGGUUACAACUCAGUAAUCGCCUAUAAGCAGAGUAAACUGGCCAACCUCCUCUUCUCUAGGGAGCUGGCACGAAGGACCAAAGGUACGGGAGUGACGUCGUAUUCCCUGCACCCCGGAGUUAUCCGGACAGAGCUGUGGCGCCACUCGCAGUCAAAGUACCCCACGUUGAGUGCCAUGCUGUCAGCCCCCGCCUGGCUCCUGAUGAAGACCCCCAGGGAGGGUGCCCAGACCACCAUCUACUGCGCCGUCAAUGAAGGGCUGGAGGAGAAGAGUGGCUGCUACUUCAGUGACUGUCAGGUAAAGGAACCAGCUCCUGAGGGAAGAGAUGAUCUUGCAGCACUGAGACUAUGGGGUGUUAGCGCCGGGCUAGUAGGACUCAUUAAGAACAACUGAACAACUCGCCUUGCAACAAGGUGACACUCCCAACCCCACCUGCCAGGCCCCCCCGGAUACUGCCAUAUUUUUUCCAUGUUGGCUCUUAACUUUCAUAUCAGAAGGGUAAUUGUAAGAUAUCCUGUAUUCUAUAUCUAUAUAUAUUGUGGGAAAAUACACAUUUUCUGUACUAUAACCUCAGCAAAAAAAGAAACAUCCUAUUACUGUCAACUGCGUUUAUUUUCAGCAAACUUAACAUGUGUAAAUAUUUGUAUGAACAUAACAAGAUUCAACAACUGAGACAUAAACUGAACAAGUUCCCCAGACAUGUGACUAACAGAAAUUGAAUAAUGUGUCCCUGAACAAUGGGGGGGUCAAAAUCAAAAGUAACAGUCAGUAUCUGGUAUGGCCACCAGCUGCAUUAAGUACUGCAGUGCAUCUCCUCCUCAUGGACUGCACCAGAUUUGCCAGUUCUUGCUGUGAGAUGUUACCCCACUCUUCCACCAAGGCACCUGCAAGUUCCCGGACAUCUCUGGGGGGAAUGGACCUAGCCCUCACCCUCCAAUCUAACAGGUCCCAGGUGUGCUCAAUGGGGUUGAGAUCCAGGCUCUUCGCUGGCCAUGGCAGAACACUGACAUUCCUGUCUUGCAGGAAAUCACGCACAAAACGAGCAGUAUAGCUGGUGGCAUUGUCAUGCUGGAGGGUCAUGUCAGGAUGAGGAUGUCUUAUAAGUUAUUUGGUUUUUCAGAAUUAUUUUUCAAAGACUGGGUCCUGAAAAAGGGACUUUCUUUUUUUGCUGAGUUUAUAUUGUGGGAAAAUACAAAUGCAUCAAUGCUUGUAUCAUGUUUUAUUAUAAUACUGUAUGUUUUGAUCACAUUUUUUUACUGUAUUGAAUUGCAUUGCAGUUUAUUAUUGUUACAAUGGUCUUCAUGCUGUUGAAUAGACUGACGAAUGUAAUAAAAUUCAGUAUUUUUCAUG
Molecule: messenger RNA, 2476 nt
Organism: Oncorhynchus nerka (sockeye salmon)
Lineage: Eukaryota; Metazoa; Chordata; Actinopteri; Salmoniformes; Salmonidae
Gene: crdh
Product: retinol-DH_like_SDR_c domain-containing protein
Exons: 8
Coding region: 587-1519 (310 amino acids)
Source: RefSeq, a predicted model, not a curated record